Messenger RNA from Pelagomonas calceolata, 3634 nucleotides. NCBI's taxonomy places the organism in Eukaryota, Pelagophyceae, Pelagomonadales, Pelagomonadaceae. The record is from the annotation of a GenBank genome assembly.
GACGUAUCUCCAACAGGAGGACUUUGCGAUGGUCCUGGAGCUGCUCAAAAAGGCCGAAAUUCUCACGGAGCGGGACCCGGCCGGUCGCGCGGUCACGUUCAAUAAUCUAGCGUGUUACUACCGACGGCAGGGGAAGCUCCAUGCUGCGCUCCAGUACCUCCAGAAGGCGCUCAAAAUAGAAGGUCGGUUGGAAAGCGUGGACAACCCGGCGGACACGUAUCUGAACGCGUGUGCGGUUCUCUCGCAACUAGGAAGACAUCAAUCCGCUCUCGAACACGCCCAGCAGGCUUUGAUCUUGUUGCAGGAGGAGUUAUCCUCGGUACUCGGUAGUGAUAACGCGGGGCCCCCCAAAGCAGAUAGAGUAGCUGUAUUGGCUAUCGCCUACCACAACGUGGGCGUGGAACAGGAGUUCCUCAAGAAGCACAACCAGUCGUUACAAUCCUAUAGGAAGGGUGUGGAAGUCGCCGAGCGGUAUUUGGGAGGAGAUCACGCAAUUACUUCUACCUUGAGAAACUCCUGCGUCGCGGCGCGAAGGACGAUGCUCGCGCGGGACCCGCAAGCUCGAUUGCAGGGCAUGGGGAAGAAGGCCGCUCGACGAGCCCCUGGCGGCGUCGUCGACAAGACGCUGAAGAAGGUCGGGGGCAUGAUCUCGCCGCGGGGCUAGCCUCUUUGUAUAAUUGCGGUUGCUCCUAUCUUGUUGGUGGCAUGGGUCUGGACUCGUAGUGUAGAAUCGUAGUGUGGCGCGGCGCCCAGGCCAGGUUUCGGGCCACCGUGCUUCGCUGAGUCGCGGGCCGCGCGCCGUCUUUCGUAGUAGCAUACUUCCGUCUGAGUGGAGCUGCCAAGGGAGGACAAGAGCAAAGUUCGGGUUUUUCGGGUGUCGGACGAUUCUCCUGUUUGCCGUCGCGGGACGGCGGGGACGGCUGUGUGGACCCCUAGACCUGUCCCUGCAGCGAUCUGCUACUCGAAAUUCAGUGCUCGUCGCAGGAGAAGAGAGACUCGGGUCGUCCGCAAAUUAAGGGCUGCGCCAACGCGAGCGCCAUCCCUUUCACGCCCUUAGGCAACCCCGGCGCAACCACUGACCGGCCCGCGAGUGGGGAUAAACCCAAAAUUCGCCCCCGGCUCAGCGCUCUUGCGCGAUCGUGUCGCACCAAUGGCCGAGCUUACAUCCGCCAAAAAGCCCCGCAGGACACGGCAACCAACGGAAAAGCGCUUGCCAGUGUCCAGCCCCGCCCGCGCGACAGAGAUCACGCCUCAAGGGGGCAGUCCUAGCCACUCGCUCGCGCGACCGCACCGAGUCGCCGCGAGAAGGGAAUCGGCCCGGGGCCAGCGCGCGGCCCCCGAGACGCGCCCGCGGCGCCUUCGGCCGCUCGAAGCUCACGCCGCGCCCCCCGCGCAUCCCGCAGGUACACCGAUGAGCCGGACGCGCGCCGCCGCGUGGAAAACACCCCUCGCGCAGCCCGGACGCGGCGCCUUCGCUUGACAACGACCCGGGCCGGCCCGCGGCGCCGCACGAGGCCUGCGCAGCCCUUCCCCGCGCCCGCUCCGCGCGCGUGACCGCCAAAAAACACCCGUUCUGCACGAAAACGCCUCUCGCCGCGCGCCAGAGAGAGCGCCUUUCACGAGUUUUCGCCCGGGCGCGCCGCGAGGCCUGCUCGCCGCACCCACGCCAUCGCGCGCCAUAUCACCACCAAAAAAUCACGCGCCCUCCCCCAAACGCAGUGGUCCGCGCGCGAGCAGGAGCUCUACCAGAUGGCUCUGGAGAACUCGAAGCUCGAGACGAAGCUCGCCACGCUGAGCGACCGGCCCAUCCCGGAUGCGCCCGUGUUUAGACCGACCGCGGCGCAGUUCCGCGACCCGCUGCGCUACGUGGCCUCGAUCAGGAGAGAAGCCGAGCCCUUCGGCAUCUGCAAGAUCGUCCCGCCGCGCGGCUGGAAGGUUGAGUCUGCUGUGGACUGGAAUUCCACAAAAAAAUUUGCGACGAAGCGGCAGCGGCUCCAUGAAUUGGGCGAGGGCCAGCCCUUCGGCGACGGCCGCGAGUACACCCUGGAAGAGUACCGGCGCAUGGCCGACGCGUUCUAUGCUAGAAGAAUAGCGAAGUACCCCGACCUCAAAGGAGACGCGUUACUGAAACGCCUCGAGGAGGACUACUGGGCCAUCGUCGACCAAGUAAGGGAGAAGCUAGAUGUAGAAUAUGGCAACGACAUCGACGUGAACGAAUUUUGGAGUGGCUUCCCGCGAGGCGUCGACAUCGAUCAACUCUCAGAUAAAAAUCUGCCGCAAAGUGUCGAGGAUCCGUCCUACGUAAAACAGUCGGGCUGGAACCUGAACAACACGGCGCGCUGGCCCGGUUUUUUGUUGAGACGCCACGACGCGCCGCUGCCGGGCGUGACGCAGCCGUGGCUGUACAUGGGCAUGCUCUUCGCGACGUUCCCGUGGUCCGCGGCUCGGCGCAGAAAUGACCUUGAACGUGACGCGGUCGCGUCGAUGGCGUCUUCAUGAGCCCACGUCGCCGCGAUGGCGUCGACGCGGCCGUCAGAGAGUCCACGCGUCUCGUUAGAGAACAGACGUGGUCUUCAUGAAGACGUCGACGCGGCCACGUGAGAGCGUUGCACGCAGGCACAACGAGGACAACUACUUCGAGUCCAUCAACUACCACCACACCGGCGCGCCGAAGCAGUGGUACGGCAUCCCCGGUUCGGAGGCGGCGCGCUUCGAAGACGUCGUCCGCCGCUUCCACAAGCAAAGACUACUAGAAGUUCCUGACUUGUUACAUAGGAUCAACCUCCAGAUCUCGCCCGCGAAAUUAGCUGCUCUGGAGGUGCCGAUCCACCGCAUCUGCCAGAACCCCGGAGAAUUUGUGGUCACGUUUCCGCAGGCCUUUCACGGCGGCUUUUCGUAUGGAUUCAAUUGUGGGGAGGCCGUGAACUUCGCGACGCCGGACUGGGUCCAGCACGCUAGAGUUGCCAAUGAGAGAUAUCGGAGGUCCGGUCGAUUGGCGGUCAUUUCUCAUGAUCGGCUCAUGUUUACAUUACGAGCGAACGAAGGUAGAGAUACGAUCGAUGGCCAGGCUAGAACAAUACUAAGAGAAGAACUCCGACGAUUGGUAGUAGAAGACCUCAAACUAAGGGACGCGGCCUACGCGAGCGGCGUGCGCGACAUUAGUAAAUUAUGCACGCCGCCGGCGAACAAGACGGACGUUAUUAAUAUAGCGGCGACGACGUAUGAUGAUAAGCGUAUUUGCAUUGCCUGCCAGCACACGUGCUUUUUGAGUGCUGUUGGUUGUGAGUGCUCCAAAAAAGAUAUAGUGUGCUUGCGCCACGUCGCCUACUCGUGCCAGUGCCCGAAUUCCAUGAAGUACAUGAUCGAGUGGGAAUCGAGGGACGCGCUCGAGGCGUUGUUGAAGGAGCUCGACGCCGAGCUCGGGCCCUUACCGAAGAAGCGGGGAAGGGACCUCCCUAUCCCGGGCGGCGCGCAGGUCGCCGAGGACCGCGGUUUGGAUCCGCCGCCCUCUCUCGAAGAGCAGGCUCGCAUGGCGUCGGCGCUGGCGACGCCGCGGCUCCCCGGCACGACGGCCGGCCCGCUCUAGUCCCUUCCUUCCUCCCCCCAAUCAAUCGUCUAAGAAUCUACUACUGAA